GUGACUGGUCUCUGUUCCGUUCGUGCUCACUGCACACACGCUGCACCACGCAGCUCGAAUGAAAUUCGGCCGAGAGAGAGCAAAGCGCUGCUGGCAGUGGAAAGCCACGAACCUCGGCCUCGCCCUGCUGAAAGGCAGAGUACCCUUUCACCUGCUCUCAGCUCCUCACACCGUCGCACGCACCACCACCACCUCACCCUUUUUGGAUUCUUCUUCCCAGGCAUCGCCUGUCUUGGCCCAAGCCCCACCUCCUUCUUUGUGGAAUCCUAAAUUCUUGCCUCCCCUCUGCUUCUUCCACCUGCCUCUCCAACUAGGGAAAGGAGCAAGCGGCAGCAGCAAGCCAGCUAGGCAGAGCUAUCAGCAGCCGCGCCCACUCCCGCCUCCCGCUUCUCCUGCUCCAGUCCUGGCCGGUGACCUCGCUCCCUCCCUCUGCGAUUUGUUUCUAUAUAUGCCUGCGCGCCUCCCUCCCAGGAGUAGGUAGUUUGGUGGAUGGGAGCCGAGGCAAUGUCGUCCCACGGCAGCAGGGUCGGCGGCGGCGGCGGGGCCCUGUCGCGGCAGGGCUCGGUGUGCAGCCUCACGUUCAGCGAGGUGGAGGGACAGCUGCACGGCGUCAACCUGGACGACCUCCUCCGCUCGGGCAGGAAGACGGCGGACGAGGUGUGGCGGGACAUCCAGGGCGCCGCCGCCGCCGCGGCGGCCUGCCCGCGGGCCCAGAUGACGCUGGAGGACUUCCUGUCCCGCGGCGGCGGCCCGCCCGCCGACGCCGCCGCAGACACGGACACGGGCUCCGGCGCCCGCGGCUGGGCGCAGCAGCUGUACCAGCCGGCCCCGGCCCCGGCCCCGCUGGAGCUGGGCCGCCACCACCCCGCCGUCGGGCGUCCCGUGCCGCGGCCGCUCGGCGCGGGCGCGGGGCCGGUGCUGGACGCGCUGUACCACGACGGCCAGGACGCGGUGGCCGGGGCGAAGCGUGUCGCCGGCGAGGGCGGCGUGGCGGAGAGGAGCAACGAGCGGCGCAAGAAGCGGAUGAUCAAGAACCGGGAGUCGGCGGCGAGGUCUCGCGCGCGGAAGCAGGCGUACACGAACGAGCUGGAGAACAAGAUCUCGCAGCUGGAGGAGGAGAACGAGCGGCUCCGGAGGCACAAGGCACCGGAGCCGGUAGUGCAGUAUGUGCCGCAACAGGAGCUGAAGAAUCGGCUCCGGCGGGCUAACUCGGCCAACUUCUAAUCGUGUUAAUUGUAGUAGUGGGCUGUCCUGGAACUAGGCUGUUCAAGUUGUAACUGCCCUUCGGCCUGUUGGGAACACUCAUCUACUAGUAGUAGUAGUAGUUUGUAAGAACUCUUCUAUGCAGUCUCCAAUUUGCAGAAUGGAUUGGCUACUGUUGCAAACCAUUGUACUCCUACCAUGCUGUUGUUGUGGCAAUCUUGCUUCCAACUGAACUUGCAACAGUGCUCUAUGGUUUCCCAAGGGCAAAACAAUGUGGGUUCCAUCUAUCUUUCA
Sorghum bicolor (sorghum) is the source of this 1497-nucleotide messenger RNA. RefSeq names its product ABSCISIC ACID-INSENSITIVE 5-like protein 2. Gene Ontology annotation, biological process: positive regulation of DNA-templated transcription. The transcript is spliced from 4 exons. Bases 490 to 1224 code for a protein of 244 amino acids. Gene Ontology annotation, molecular function: DNA-binding transcription factor activity. The record is from RefSeq and is a predicted model, not a curated record. Gene Ontology annotation, cellular component: nucleus. NCBI's taxonomy places the organism in Eukaryota, Viridiplantae, Streptophyta, Magnoliopsida, Poales, Poaceae.